Heteronotia binoei (common prickly gecko) is the source of this 4036-nucleotide messenger RNA. RefSeq names its product laminin subunit gamma 2 (gene LAMC2). Bases 58 to 3564 code for a protein of 1168 amino acids. Gene Ontology annotation, molecular function: extracellular matrix structural constituent. The transcript is spliced from 23 exons. NCBI's taxonomy places the organism in Eukaryota, Metazoa, Chordata, Lepidosauria, Squamata, Gekkonidae. The record is from RefSeq and is a predicted model, not a curated record.
UUAGAACUGUGUUGGACUGGAGAACCUGUUGGAGGACAUAAUCCUGAUUUCCCUGGGAUGGCUCCACACUGGCUGGUAACCCUGGGCUGCCUCUUUGCUGCCUGUCUCAACUUUCCUGCAGCUGGAACUCAACGAAGAGAAGCCUGUGAUUGCAGUGGGAAAUCCAGACAGUGCAUGUUUGACAUUGAGUUGCUUCGACAAACAGGAAAUGGAUACCGGUGCCUCAACUGCAUGGACAACUCAGAGGGAAUUCACUGUGAACGGUGCAAGGAGGGCUUCUACCACCAGCACCGUGGAGAACACUGUAGGCCUUGUGCCUGCAAUCCUGUAGGUUCUGUUAGUGCUCAGUGUGAUAACCAUGGACGGUGCCAAUGCAAACGUGGUGUGACGGGUGACAAAUGUGACCGAUGCCAACAUGGGUUCCACUCUUCAGCAAAUGGCUGCACAGCCAAUGGGCAAAUGUCGAUAUCCCAAUGUGACUGUGAUCCAGCCGGCAGCACAGAUCAGUGUAUUUCAGGUCGCUGCGUCUGCAAGGAGGCUGUUACAGGAGACCGCUGCAACCAAUGCAAGCAGGGCUAUUAUAACCUGGAUUCAAGAAAUCCAGAAGGCUGUUCUCAGUGUUUCUGUUACGGACACUCAGCUACAUGUUCCAGUGCAGAAAAUUACAGCAUCCAUAAAAUCACCUCUUCCUUUCAGCAAGGUGAUGAGGACUGGAAAGCUGAGGCAAAUGGCUCUCCUUUGCCGCUCCAGUGGUCUCCACGCCAUAAAGAAGUGUAUGUGGCAGCAAGAAGGCCAGAUCCCAUCUACUUUAGUGCUCCAGCCAGGUUCCUUGGGGACCAGCAAUUGAGUUAUGGACAGACACUAUCUUUUGACUAUCGCGUGAAUCGACCUGGACGUCGUCCAUCACAGUAUGAUGUCAUCUUGGAAGGAGCCGGCUUAAGAAUUGCUGCCCCCCUCAUGCCUCAUGGAAGGAUGCUGCCUUGUGCCAAGAAGACUUACACAUUCAGGUUGGAUGAGCACCCAAGCAACAACUGGAGCCCUAGGCUGACUGACAUAGAGUUCCGCCGGUUAAUUGGAAACUUGACGGCUGUUUGGAUCAGAGCCACUUAUGGAGAUGGCACAGGAUACCUCUCUAAUGUUAUCCUGGUUUCGGCACGGCCAACCCCUGGCACUAGGGCACCCUGGGUGGAGCGAUGCACAUGUCCAGCAGGAUAUGACGGGCAGUUCUGUGAGAGAUGUGCUCCAGGUUACAAGAAAGAGGAUUCUGUCAGACUUGGGGCUUUCAGCAAGUGUGUGCUAUGCAACUGCCAGGGAGCAGGAAUCUGUGAUCCAGAUACUGGAGAAUGUUAUUCAGGUGAUGAAAACAGGGAGCAUAUUAGUUCUGCCUGCCCUACUGGCUUUUACAAUCCGUCACGGAACCCGCAGAGUUGCCAGCUGUGCCCGUGCCCCAGUGGCCAUGGUUGUUCAGUGUUGCCGGAAACACGGGAGGUGGUGUGCGAUACCUGCCCUCCAGGAGCCAGUGGCUCUCGUUGUGAGGUUUGUGCUGAUGGCUAUUUUGGAGAUCCCUUGGGUGAGAAUGGCCCACGACAGCACUGCCAGCGAUGCCAGUGCAGCAACAGUGAUCCAAAUGCUUCUGGGAUUUGCAAUCGUGUGACGGGGGAGUGCAAAUGCAAAGAUGGCUUUUUCGGAAAUCCCUCUUCUCCUAAUCCAGCAGAGAAAUGCCGAGCUUGCAAUUGCAAUUCAGUGGGUGCUGAGCCCCUGCGGUGUCGUAGUGAUGGAAGCUGCAUUUGUAAGGCAGGAUUUGAAGGGCCCAGCUGUGAACACACUCGCUGCCCAGCCUGCUAUGGACAAGUGAAGACACAGGUAGAUCAAUACCUCCAGCAGCUGCAAAGGCUUGAGGUUCUCAUCUCCCAGGCACAGACAGGGGAAGUGCAUGGAGAUAAUGCAGAGCUGGAAAGGAAGAUGAGAGAGGCUGAACAGAUGCUCCAGGAAGUCCUGAGAGAAGCCCAGACUUUGCAAGCUACCGACAGAUCCUUGGGGGGGCGCCUCUCCAAGAUUAAAGGUCAAGCGUUCACCUACCAGAGCCAGAUGGAUGAGAUAAAUGACACGGCCAACCAGCUACAGUCUUUGGGUAAUCAGUACCAGAAGCAGGUGCAAGACACCAGGAGGCUCAUCCAGGGAGCUCGCUUGGAUUUGGAGCAGAGCAAGACCAAAUUAGGAGAAGUGGUUAUUCCAUCUUCAGAUCUCUCUGGCGGGUCAAACAGGUUUUUAAUCCUUGCCCAAGAAGCCAUGAAGUUAGCAGACAGCCACAUGCAGCUGGCGAAUACUAUUGAGCAAGCAGCCAGGGCAGCGGAAGAUGCCUCGAGCCAAGCGUUGGCUCUGAUGGAGUCCAUUACAAGCGGGGGAGGCGUCCUGACAAACUCUGUGCAAGGGCUCCAGAAAAAGUAUGAUGAAGUAAAGCUGCUGUCCAAUGAACUGGAGGUUGAUGCCAGCAGAGCUGCUUUGAGUGCUGACCAAGCCUAUCAAAGCAGCCAACUGCUCUUCAGUUCCCUGGCUCGUUUACCAAAAGUUGACACAAGCAUCUUUCAGGAGGAAGCCAAGCAGCUCCGACAGAAGGCAGACUCUUUAGCAGGCCUGGUGGAAAUUUACCUGGCGGAAUAUAAGCAGAUGCAAAGCAACAUGGGCAGCAAAGAAGAAGAGACCAAAGAGCUCAUGCAGAAAGGACAAGAUGACAGACUGGCAGCAGUCCAACUGUUGUCCCGUGCCAACCUUGCCAAGAGUACAGCCCAGAAGGCACUGAGUGCUGGCAAUGUCUCUUUAGAGGAAGUUGAUGGCAUCUUGAAGAACCUGAGGGAGUUUAAUCUGAAGGUAGGUGACAAGCAAAGGGAAGCAGAAGAGGCCAUGCGGAAACUUCCUCUCAUAAGCAACAUGGUCACCAGGGCCAAUGAGAAGACCAGGCGUGCAGAAGAGGCGCUGGGCACUGCUGUUACAGAAGCAGAGGAAGCCCGAAGAAUGGCUGGGGAGGCAAAGGAGAUUGCUGUCGGCAUUGAUCAGGAAAUAGGAAGGCUGGCCUUGGAAGCCAACAGGACAGCAGAUGGAGUCUUAGCCCUGGAGAAAGGAAUAAUGUCUUUGCAGAGAGAGGCGCGGGAAGCAGAAAGCGCGUUGCAAAGAAAGGAGCUGGAGGUGGACAUGGAUGCCUCCAUGGCACCGGAAGCUGUUCAGAUGUCCCAGAGAGCAAAAGCAGAUGCGGCAAGUGCUGGGGGAGCUGUCCGAGGGGUGCUGAGUGAUUUGGAAGAUGUUCUGCGCCUGAUGGACCAACCUGAGGCUGUGGACGAGCAAGGCGUGACCAUGCUUGAAGUGAAUCUUGCUAAAGCCAGAAGACGAAACAACCAGUUAAAAGAAUUGUUGUUGCAGCUGGAAGAAACAGCCAGCCGGCAGAAACUCCGGAUCCAAAUGUUAGAGAGGAGCAUUACCGAGAUUCUUGCCGAUAUCAAGAACCUGGAGGAGAUCCGUGAUAAUCUCCCCCAAAAAUGCUACAACAUACAACCCAUUGAGAGACCUUGAAGACUUUUGCAGGCAGAGGGGGCAGAUUGAUACGUAUUCUGCUCAACAGGUCCUGGACACAAAUGUUAGGGUUAGGCCAAUGGUUUGAGGUUAUAGAAGAGAUCCGGGCCUCCUAGGGACUAGCUGUAUGUGACGCAGCUGAAUGGAUCCUUUUUGAGCAGGCUUGGAUAACAGUUGCCUCAUUGUGGGUAGCAAUGUAACCAUGCCUCUAACAUCGGAAAAGCUCGCUAUUCCAGAUGUCCCAUUCCUGGAAUGCAAGGAAGACCAGGCUGCCCGAUGAGAGGCUGACCAUGACCAGCUUGGCAUGCAAGAGACUGCAUUACUCAAAGAUAUACCAGCAGACUGUGCCCUGCUCAAUGUGUGGAUGUAGCCAAAAUGUGUAACCAACAGCUGAGCCUGAACACCCCCGGCAUUCUUUCAGGUUAUCCCAGCCUUAUUUAAUGUAAUAAGAUGAAAGUCAUGCUCUUCUAAA